AUGUCUUCCUCCACGGGGCCAUCCUCUAUUGGAACGAAUAUAUCGGAGGCUUGGUUGAUCAAGGCACUACGACUUCUGCAUUCACAAAAGGCGGAGGAUACUGCACGUUUGCGCAAGUUAUACAAAGAUACAUGUGAAAAUGAGGCAGCCGUUGCUCGUAUAACUCUUGCGGAGGCUCUUCGGAUGGAGCCUUCAGGACUCAAGGAGGAGAACAGUUCCGGUAGCGAGCGUGGAGUUGUGCGUCCGCGCAUUUCAGCUCAAGGUCCUUUGUUGACAUCGGAGUCAGCCCAAGGCGAUGGUGGAGCCUCUAAAUCAUCCAAAUCGACUAAUUUCUUCGAUGUGACGGCUUCCACUUCCUCUGCUCACGUUUCAACAAUUUCAUCGAAAAAUCAGAGUCCCUCAAGCACUACAAAUGGUAAAUUGGUGUUAUAA
Molecule: messenger RNA, 432 nt
Organism: Echinococcus granulosus
Lineage: Eukaryota; Metazoa; Platyhelminthes; Cestoda; Cyclophyllidea; Taeniidae
Product: Uro-adherence factor A precursor
Exons: 2
Coding region: 1-432 (143 amino acids)
Source: RefSeq, a predicted model, not a curated record